CAAACACAGCUCAAGAUGAGAUGUGAAGCUAAUUCGGGCCAGGCCUUGGGCCCGCCCAAGCCCAGACCUAAGAGCUGUCGCAGCCUUCAACAACCAAAGCCCGCGCCCGCCAUCAUUCCACCAUUGAAGCGCUGCCGUUGCUACUCGAGCAACAUGGGGAGGCGAGGCGGCAGACCCCCGGAGAGGGCUACCUGCCCCCCCAACCCAACUGUCGUUCUUCAUGAACAAGACUGCUAUGAAGGAGACCGCCUGGGUCUGUUGCUGAGAUCGAUUCACGAGAAGAUCGAGGCAGCAAGAGCCUCAGAUGGGGAUGUUCUGCCCGAGAAGAUAUGGUUGAAGCAACAAUUUGCAAUUGGGGUCAAUGAAGUCACACGGUUGCUCGAAAGAAUGCCGCUAUCCGGUGAAAAGGGAAGUUCACCUCAGAAGCCUGAUGCAAUGUCUAGCAAUGAUAAAGCACCUUGGCUUCAGGCCGUUCUUGUAGCUUUCGAUUGCAACCCCAAAUGGCUGAUCAGACACCUGCCAAGCUUAGCUUCUUCGAGGAAGGUGCCCCUUAUCUUCGUGAAAGAUAAGAAACGGGGAUCUUUAAGAUUAGGCGAAAUCGUUAAACUUAAAACUGCAAUGGCUAUUGGAAUUAAGGCUAAAGGAAGCGCCAUAAAUGCCAUUGUCGAAAAAAUUUUAGGCAGCGACAAGUUAGACGACAAAAAGGUCCAUUCGGAGCCCAAAGAGAUUCUCAGAGAACCUCAACAGCAUUCGUUAUCUGUACAGACAUGAAAUUAUGUAAAUAGAUUGCUGUUUUCUGCAUAGGGUACAAUCAACCAUUUUGAUUUCUCAGUUUAUUGGUCGUCGCUUUACAAUGUCAUGCUCACCAUACUUAACAAGACUUGGUCGUGUGAUUUCUAUUCAA
Molecule: messenger RNA, 904 nt
Organism: Punica granatum (pomegranate)
Lineage: Eukaryota; Viridiplantae; Streptophyta; Magnoliopsida; Myrtales; Lythraceae
Source: RefSeq, a predicted model, not a curated record